GAUCAGGAGACCUCGUUUGCGAGGGCAUGAUGUCAUUCGAUUGGCCUAACGAAUUCCUGAAACGAUCAGAAUAUUCAACAAUCUCAACGAUGCUUACUUGUUACCAUCUGAAGCAGAGCGUGGCCCUCGUGAUCGCGAUGGGCGGACUUUAUCCCUGUCCAGAGGUUAUCGAAGCUAUUCUGAACCCUGAAGAUGGCCAAACCAAGCACAUUCUAGAUAUAGGAGUUGACUUAACUCCACCUCCAGUGGACACCGGGGUAUUUCCAUCCAACUUACAAUUCGAAAUCGAUGAUAUCAAUAAUGGUCUAUCCCACUUCUAUGAUCAAUACGAUCUCGUUCACCUUCGUUGCGUCAUGGGCGGAAUCAAGAACAUCGACGAAAGUAUCGUCGAAUUGCAAAAAUGCCUCAAGCCAGGAGGUGUUUUACUCAUAAUAGAAGGGGAUAUGAGUAUUUUCGAAACGAGGGAGAUACCAGCGAGGUUGAAGAAGCUCCCUGGAGAUCCGGACGUCAGUAGCGUGAGCGAGGAUGGAUCUUGGCUACGCAGGAUGGUACUAGGUGAGAAUUGGGUACCUAUAAUUUACUAUUGUUGGGAUUCUGAUUCAUUACCUCAACAGAGGCGUGCACGGCGAAACUGGUGGGUUAUACCUCCCAAUUGGCCCUUGGCCGAAGGAACUGACCAAUCAAAGGAAAAAGCUUUGGGUCCGAUUUCGAUUCUGUUGGGGUCGUCGACGAGCCGGAGAGGACCUCCCAGCUCCGUCACUGCCUCCGAGACCACAACGAUCAUCUCCAUCCCAAACGCCCCCGCCAUCUCCUGGCCGAGGGAAGAGGCUAGAGAUGAGCUCCGUCGAAGAGAGGGAAAUAUCGGUGAGCUGCCAGAGAUGGUGGUUCAGAAGACCUGGCGCAGUAUACAGGAUUGCGAGAAUCAGGGCACAUCUUCUCAGCCGACCAGUGAUGUUGUGAAUCAAUCCAAUAUGACCGAUUCUCCCGCAGAAUAG
Molecule: messenger RNA, 995 nt
Organism: Acaulospora colombiana
Lineage: Eukaryota; Fungi; Glomeromycota; Glomeromycetes; Diversisporales; Acaulosporaceae
Source: the annotation of a GenBank genome assembly